Molecule: messenger RNA, 653 nt
Organism: Saccostrea cuccullata (small rock oyster)
Lineage: Eukaryota; Metazoa; Mollusca; Bivalvia; Ostreida; Ostreidae
Exons: 2
Coding region: 32-490 (152 amino acids)
Source: RefSeq, a predicted model, not a curated record
AAUUUUUCACUUCAAACGUAACGGUGCGACAAUGAAUAGUCAAGCCCUAAAAAUGAAUGCGAAAGUCAACACAGUAUUCCUUCAGGAGAGCCAUUCUAUGCUGAGCAGAAGUAAAACCAGAUCUAUUAUAGAAUUUCAGAAGAGACGUUAUGGACACGGCAAUCGCCUCGGACGUGUAACGGAAGCGGAACUGAAACUGACAAGCCUCCCUUCCACCGUCUGCCAAGAGGUCAACUCCGCUGCAGCGAGCAACAACAUUAUGAAGGACAAAAAUAUCACCAAACAAAAUAAUAAAGUCAGCAAUAACUUCUAUAUCAAGACAUCUGACACCAAAGCUUAUGGGCCCCUGCUUUCAUGUCCCCCGGUGUUACAGGUAUACCCCAACUCCAUGUGUCCAGACAUUGAGAAUCACCUUGUGAGAAUUUACCUGGACAAAAUCGCUCUUCCUCUGGCGUGCCCUACAUGCUGGAGUUUACAGAGAAAUACCUAAAUUCUUUCAAAGCUACAAAAAUAACAUUGGCAUGCCAAGUUUACAAAGAAUUGCUCAACUCUUUUGACAGCUAUAAAUAUAACAAUGAUAUUUUGACAUUUUUAUUGUUGUUCUCAGUUUUAAUGGAUGGUUUUACAACAAAUAUAGCCUUUAACGAAUUUAA